Oreochromis aureus is the source of this 2417-nucleotide messenger RNA. It is a transcript of the gene opn7b, whose product is annotated as opsin 7, group member b. The record is from RefSeq and is a predicted model, not a curated record. Gene Ontology annotation, biological process: G protein-coupled receptor signaling pathway. Lineage: Eukaryota; Metazoa; Chordata; Actinopteri; Cichliformes; Cichlidae. The coding region runs from base 295 to 1509 and encodes 404 amino acids. Gene Ontology annotation, cellular component: membrane. The transcript has 6 exons. Gene Ontology annotation, molecular function: G protein-coupled receptor activity.
CAGAGACCGGCAGCACAAGGCAGCAGCAUGUCUGUUUCUAUCUGACGACUCUUGGAUCUCCCCGAACACAGCUGCCGGGCUGCUGCUGCUGCCGACUUGUGUGCAGAUCGGCUCACUCAGUGAGGGAGCGCCUGAGCGCAUAGUAUACACCAGAGUUUACCAGUGGCUAUGCAUGUUCAACUCUACUGGUUUUCAUAGCACUACCGCACGUGUGAGAAGAUUUAACCAGCUUCGCACUGGACCUGACUCUACACCCAUGAUCCCCAGCCAACCCUGGCAUACCCUCUCAUUAAGAUGGGAAAUGCCUCCGAAACAUUUCUGCUCAUGUCUAAAAUAUCAAAAGACAAUGACUUCAUCAUGGGAACUCUCUACACCAUUUUUGGUGUGCUGUCGGUGCUUGGGAAUGGCAUCCUGCUGUUCGUGGCCUAUAGAAAGAAGUCCUCCUUGAAGCCAGCAGAGUUCUUUGUGGUAAACCUGUCCAUCAGUGACCUGAGCAUGACCGUAACCUUGUUUCCACUUGCAAUACCUUCAACCUACACACACAUGUGGUUGUUUAAUAAGACAGCCUGUACUGUGUAUGCCUUUUGUGGUGUUUUGUUUGGCCUGUGCAGUCUGACCAACCUAACGGUGCUCUCCUGUGUCUGCUGGCUCAAGGUCUGCUGUCCUAACUACGGUAACAAGUUUUCAUAUGUCCAUGCAUGCCUGCUGGUUGCAGGCAUCUGGUGCUACGCUGGAGUCUUUGCUGUCGGUCCCCUGUCGGGCUGGGGAGAGUACGGGCCUGAGCCUUAUGGUACAGCAUGCUGCAUCAACUGGCAUGCACCGAACUAUAAUUCUGCAGCUAUGAGCUACAUCAUCUGUCUCUUCUUCUUCUGCUAUAUUUUGCCCUGCACUAUAAUUUUUCUCUCCUACACAUUCAUCCUGCUGACUGUCCGUGGCUCACACCAGGCUGUACAGCAGCACAUGUCCCCACAGAACAAGAUCACCAAUGCACAAACGCUUAUCGUUAAGCUUUCAGUGGCAGUUUGCAUCGGUUUCCUGACAGCAUGGAGUCCAUAUGCUAUUGUGUCCAUGUGGGCAGCGUUUGGUAACUCAACAACUGUACCACCUAUAGCUUUUGCUGUGGCAGCUAUCUUUGCCAAGUCCUCCACCCUUUACAACCCUAUUGUCUACCUGGCUUUCAAGCCCAAUUUUCGCAAGUCCUUGUGUCGAGAUGUGGCGAAUUGCAGAAGGAGACUCUGUGGAUGUUUGUGCCAGGGUGACUCUGCAGAGAAGGGAAUUUGCAGGCAGUCCCAUCACAAAGAAGAAUGCAACUCUACAAGGUUAUCCAAUGGGUUACCAGAGAACCACAGGACCUGCAGACACUGUCCUUGCCCAGAAACAGACAACGGUAAUAGAGAAAAUUUUAUAGACUACAGUCCUCAGCAAACCGCCAGGAUACUUCAAGGAUCCGUACACAGUGAAGUGGCUGUCAGCCAGCUCUCCAAUGAGAUGCAGAGUGACUUCCUCUAGAGGAACAAGUGGAACUAGACAACAAGUCACUGUAAAAAUGAAGUAUGAAGCAAAAAGUGGCACGAAUGAAGCCCAAAUAACAGUAAAUGCAAGUUGGGGGGAAAGUGAAAAUGUAAUCAAAAACAAAAAUGGUAAGACUGAUUAAAAAAAAAAAGUUUAAAACUACUUUCAUGCCUCAAAUAUGUGAUACUGCCAAAAAAAAAAAAAAAAGUGGUUAAAAGCCAAUACAGGAGGAUAAGCAAGCCAAACAUUUCACUGGUGUGUGCAUCAGCAUUUUAUCAGGUCAAAUUAACAAGUGUCAGCAACUAUCUGAUCGGUUCGAGUGUAAACUCAGACUCAACUAACCAAGACUGAAGAGUCACCAUGCAAGUCAUUUUACGCUGGACUUGGAGGGAGGAACUGACGAUGAAACUUCCUACUCCCUGAACCACAUUUUAUCUCUUUAUUACGAGUACUGUAUUUAAAUAUUAUGUAUUUAUGUAUGCCUCAAAUUGAAGGACCACAGGGUUAUUGUUGUUGUUGUCUUUGUUGUUGUAUCUAAAAUGAAAAGAGUGCUUUCACCUCAUUGUCGAGGACAAAUCAAAACCUCUACUCCUAUAGUUAAAGUAAACACUUUGGGUGUUAAUACAAAGCACUUAGGGAAAGAUUUGGCUUGGUGAGCCACCUUUUUGUCCAGAAGGUAUAUCUGCAGGGAGGAGAUGUUGUCUUCAAUUUACAUUUUUCCUAGUCACCUCUGUCCAGGCAAGAAGAUCGUGUUGGAGUGGAGAGUGUCAGCUGUUUAGGCAUUUCAGCCUUUUUUAUAGUAAGCCCUUUUUCAGUGACUCAAAAGUAAUUGGACUAACUAACAUAAUUUUAUUGUUUUCAAUACUUUGAUGAAAAUACUUUGCAGUCAAUCAUUGCCUGAAAUC